UAACUUCAGUUCAUAAAAUAUCUUGGCAAGGAGCACCGUCAAAUGGCUCUUCGGUCAUUUAAUUUUGCCAUGGUUCUUCACGUUUUAAUUACUGAGCGAAGAAUAUGUUCUGGCGAUUAGUUUUCUUCUUCUUCACAUGUGGCAUCAUUUUAGGGCAGGUACUCCAAGCUCCAAGAACCAUUUUCGACGAUAUUUACGAAUAUGGCGAAUUCGACGUAAUUGAAGAAGACAUAUUUGACCCUGAAAAUGAUGAAGCAACUGAUUUGAUCAAAGAUAUUGAAGAUUUUUAUAAUGACGAAUUUUCAAAGCCUUUCGAUGUGCCACAAGAAUCGACAUCGGAUAUUUCGGAAGAAGAAGCAGCUGUCUUUUUAGUCAGUGACUAUAUUGAUCUUUUACCGAAUAAUCAGUUCAUUUUAUUCAAAUUAUUUCUUUCGAAUAUUGGCAGGAAUGAAUCAAACUUUAUGAUGGAUGAUUAUCAAAUUUGAUUUUUUAAAAGUAGACUUUUUCAUUUCGCUGUUGAAUUGAAAAAUUAAAUGUCAACGUUUACAAUGUAUAAAUGUUCUUGAAAUAUGAUUUUUUUUAAACUGUAAUUUUACAUUUCGCUGUAAAGUUGAAUGAAUUAUAGUCAACGUUCAUGAUAGGUAAAUUAUUUCUAAAUGUGAUUCUGAAAACUAUUUUUACAUUUCUAUUAUAGGUUGAACAAAGUAAAGUCGGCAGAAAAAAAGUCGAUAAAUUAUCUUGAAAUGAAAUUCUUUCAAAACGAGUUUUACAUUUCGCUUUUGAGUUGAACAAUUAAAGGUCAAAGGUUAAAGUCGGCAAAUUAUCUGGAAAUGUGAGAGUAAUUAAAGGUCCAAUUUUAUGAUGAAUAAACCCUUGAAGUGUGAUUUUUUUUAACUGUAAUUUUACUUUUUGAUGUUGGGUUAAACAGUUAAAAGUUAAAGUUUAGGAUGGGUAAAUUAUCUUGAAAUGUGAUUUUCUUUGAACUAAUUUUAUAUUUCAAUGUUGAGUUGAACAACUAAAGAUCAAAGUUUAUGACGUAAAUUGUCUUGCAAUAUUGAGUGUUGAAGCUUGUUUAUACAGCUUAGUAUAAUACUGUUGAAGUUAAUUUUAUACAUUUAUAUUUCGCUAUUAAGUUUAUCAAUUAAAAGUGAAAAAGAUUAAUUGUCAUUUGUCUAUCUCAUUUAAGUAAUGUCUUACAUUAGAAAAUACAAAUGGAAAGACCCAAAAUAAAGUUUUUCUUUUUA
Messenger RNA from Uloborus diversus, 1244 nucleotides. RefSeq lists its product as uncharacterized. Bases 105 to 485 code for a protein of 126 amino acids. The record is from RefSeq and is a predicted model, not a curated record. NCBI's taxonomy places the organism in Eukaryota, Metazoa, Arthropoda, Arachnida, Araneae, Uloboridae. The transcript has 2 exons.